GAUAACAACCCGAACCCGAUGCGCUUACCUCGGCUCUUGGCCCUCUUCUUCGCUCUCCUCGGUCUCCUGGCUUCGAACUCGACCGUUCGGCGAAAUGGGCAGCGAGGCGAAGUCCAGAAAGCGGCGAUCAUCUCCUUCUGCUUCUCCCUCUGAAGAUGAAGAGAAGAGGAGCAGAAAGCACCGGAAGAGAGAUGACAAAGAAAGGCAGAGCCGGAAAGACGGAAGUAAAGAGAAGAAGAAGAAGAGCGAGAAAUCUCACAAGCAUUCGAGAAGUCGAGAAGGGAAAGAAAAGAAGUCAAAGGAGAAGCACAAACACAGCAGGAAGGAUAUGGAUUCAGUCGAAGAGCUAUCAAAGGAUGACUACUACUCCAAGAACAAUGAGUUUUCAACCUGGUUGAAGGAAGAGAGAAGUAUAUAUUUCUCUGAGCUUUCAUCUGAGGCUGCACGAGAUCUAUUCUCAAGUUUUGUCAAGGAUUGGAACAACCAAAAGCUGCAUUCUCGGUACUAUGAGGGCAUUACUAGUGGACCUCGGACAGCACAUAACUGGAAGAUCAAGCACGUUAAAUAGGCCUGGAUACCACAGGCAGCAGGGAUGCUACUGAAGCUUCACCAUGCAUUGGAUACUUCUGUUAGUAACAGCAUAGCUAGCUUGUUUUAUUUAUUUUUCUUUUCUCAGUGCAUGGAUAUGUCCUGUAUUCUACAUUAAAUCAAAUUUCAAUCUGAGACAAAGUAUGGAGAUGUCCUGGACAUAUACUGAUCCUUAGGGAAUAAAAUGUAUCUUUUCUUUCUCAAAUCCAUGAAACUAAUAUGUUAUGCAUAUUUCA
This is a messenger RNA of Phoenix dactylifera (date palm), 824 nucleotides long. Lineage: Eukaryota; Viridiplantae; Streptophyta; Magnoliopsida; Arecales; Arecaceae. The record is from RefSeq and is a predicted model, not a curated record.